Penicilliopsis zonata CBS 506.65 is the source of this 2361-nucleotide messenger RNA. RefSeq lists its product as hypothetical. Bases 1 to 2361 code for a protein of 786 amino acids. The record is from RefSeq and is a predicted model, not a curated record. NCBI's taxonomy places the organism in Eukaryota, Fungi, Ascomycota, Eurotiomycetes, Eurotiales, Aspergillaceae. The transcript has 3 exons. Gene Ontology annotation, molecular function: transmembrane monodehydroascorbate reductase activity.
AUGACAUCUGAUUCAGGCCUCGCACCUGCGGGGAGCAGCACCUAUUCGUCCAAUACGUUGCAUGUAGGAGACGGAACAUGGGACAGCAGCCGGGACACGUUUCUGCUCCCCAACUUGAUGGGGGUCAACUUCGCUACUAUGCGAUACAAUGGAAUGGGCAAUCGGUUCCGAGACAUGACAGGAUAUAGAUCCAUGAUCAUCGCCCACGGUGUCAUCGCAACCAUCGUUUUCCUUGGUCUUGUCCCUGCCUCUGUCCUCAUAAUACGAUACUACUCCCGCUGGAAUCCGUUCUGGGCAUUCAAGCUACACGUGUGGUGUCAAGUCUUGACCUUGCUUCUGACCACCGUCGUUUUCGUCCUCGGUUGGUUUGCUGUCGGUCCAGAGAGAAGUCUGACAAACCCUCACCACGGUAUCGGCCUAGCUAUCUAUGUGCUGGUAAUAUUUCAAGUUCUCUGGGGCUGGCUCACACACAGAAUCGAGAGUCGGAGGAAGAGGUAUCAUGUACCAUUGAAAUUGGUGAUACACAGAUGGCUCGGUCGCAUUCUCGCCAUUCUCGGGAUUGCCCAGAUCCCUCUCGGUCUUACUCUCUGGGGUUCGCCGAAAGUGCUCUUUAUCUUGUUCUCUCUAGCAGCCUUCGGGUAUCUGGUGCUUUUCUUCAUACUUUCAUAUCUAUAUGAUACCCAGGGUUAUGGUCCCAGCGGCGAAUAUGAUGCUCGGCAAAGCUAUAUAUCUGGCACCUCGGCUUCUGAAGGAAACCGUCACAGCAAUCUUGGUCGUAUGGCUGCAGCGGGAGCGGCGGGCGCUGGAUUAGCAGAAGUAUUCAGAAGACGAAGCAGGAACAGAAGCGAGGCGUACGAUCAAUCCCACACGUCCUAUACUGAAGAAGAAAAGUUUUCCGACGCCGAACCUCGUCGCAGUGGUUGGGGGAAACGCUUUCUCGAAAUUGGAGCACUUGCAGGUGCUGCGGUCCUGGCGAAGAAGCUUUUUGAGAGGCGACGGGACCGGGACAGUGAUACCGAAUCGGGACGGUACAGCCGAGCCUAUACAAGAAGCGACAGUAUGACAGAAGCUACACUCAGCAGGCUUGAGGAUGGGCGUCCAGAACCUACCCACCAUACGCCACUCAACCGACCCCCAAGUCGUCCACCCAGUCGUCCGCCUAGCCGACCGGGGAGUCGUCCGCAGAGCCCCGACUCGUCGUACUAUUACACCAACUCGUCAUAUCUUACCAACCGUGAUGCGAGCCGGUCACAUGGCUUCCGCGAUGCUUUGCUUGGUGCGGGCGCCUUUGCGGCAUUCAGAAAUUUGUUCAAGCGCCGCAAGGAUAAGGAAAUGGACGAGAAACAACGCAUAGAGGAGAUACGCCGUCAGGAUAUCGAGGAGGAGAGACUUGCAAGAAAUAACAGCAAACGGCAAUACACGGGAGAUGGGUUCUUCCCACGCAAAAAUCGGAGGACUUCGUCUUACUCUACGGAUGUAUCAACUGAUAUUUCUCGGCCUCCCCGCGGUCCACCUCAGGGCGAGUCCGCUCUGACUGGUGAGCCUGUCAUGUCUGGAGUGGCUCACACACACCCGUCAGACAUUCCACCUAUCCCUGCAUCUCAUCACGGCUCUAUCUCCGAGCUCACAGCGGAUCCACGUGUCAAUCGCAGCGAUGCGCCUGCGGGGACCGAAAUGACGGAUAUAGCAGCUGGGGCUGCCGCGGGAGCGGCAGGAGCAGCGGUCGCCGAGUCAGCAUUGGGGUCAUCCUCUUACACGCAUCGUCGGCAGCGGAGCAGUAGCAGGCGCCGUGAAGAGCCUGUAGAGUCCCCUCCUGUAUCAGUCAAGGUAAAGAUGCAUAACGAUGGCCGACAUGUCACCUUGAGACGACUAACGGAAGAGGAGGCGGCCGCCAGCCGUGAAGCACGUCGCAGGGAACGGAGAAACUCCCGCCGCCGCCAGGGAAGCGUCAGUUCGUUGUCUGGCAACGAAAGCGGGAGUUACGACCGAUGGCGCCGUGUUGAAGAACUGGAACGCCAACAGGCAGAGCAGACGCGGAGAGAACAAGAGGCCGCACUUGCGGCCGCUGCAGCAACCACAGCCGCCCCUCCUCCUCCUGCUGUUGCCUCCGUUGCUCCAUCCGGCACUGUCCCACCCUCUGCAGUGUACAUGCCGCCGCCAUCAAAUGCCACUCUCGUUCCGCCAGCCGCACACCCCGCCCCGUCGAGCUUGCCGUAUGGUCCGGGGAGCAUUACAUCUCCAGGUACCUGGACAGGCACAGAAGCCAGUGGCGACUACGCCAGUAAUCGGAGGCGGCGACGUGCAGAGAGAGCCCGUGCCCGUCAAGAUAGACAACAGCAGCAUGGUGUCGAGUUUACCUAA